GAGGCGUUCAUACAACCUCUCCGGUCAGAUCCGGGGAUUGCUUGCCUGUUCCUCAACAAGCCCCAGACCAAGAAUGCAAUCUCCAAGAGGAUGUUGCAGGAACUCCAAGAAUGUCUGUACACCGCCAAGUUCGACAAGAGCAUCCGUGCACUUGUCGUACGGUCAACGAGUGCAAAUACCUUCUGUGCAGGUGCCGAUUUAGCUGAACGACGUACCAUGUCACCAAUGGACGUUAACAAGUUCCUCGCCGAUCUUCGCUCGACGCUGGGUCAACUCGAAGCUCUCCCGAUGCCUACCAUCGCUGCAAUAGACGGACCGGCGCUCGGAGGCGGUCUUGAACUGAGCUUUGCCUGUGACUUGCGGGUAAUAGGACACGACGUAACCAAAAUCGGACUUCCUGAGACGCGUCUUGGGAUUAUUCCUGGUGCUGGGGGCACUCAGCGUGCUGUACGGCUCCUUGGGUUGGCCAAAGCGAAGGAUCUUAUCUUCACUGCGCGAAUGCUGACAGCUACUGAAGCUCUGCAAUGGGGGGUAGUCGAUUAUGUAUCUACUGCACCAUCCACAGGGUUCGAUCGUGCACUCGAACUCGCACGAGAUAUCGCAAAGAGUGCACCUUUGGCACUCCGCGCGGCUAAGCAGGCCGUAUCACGCGCAGUGGACUUGCCGCUGGAGUCCGGGUUGGAUUUUGAGAGAGCCUCGUAUGAAGUGCUCCUCGGCACCAAAGACCGCAUCGAGGCCCUCGAGGCGUUCAAAGAGAAGAGGUUGCCAGUGUUUAAAGGCGAGUAG
Messenger RNA from Pisolithus orientalis, 786 nucleotides. RefSeq names its product ClpP/crotonase-like domain-containing protein. Gene Ontology annotation, cellular component: mitochondrion. Lineage: Eukaryota; Fungi; Basidiomycota; Agaricomycetes; Boletales; Pisolithaceae. The transcript has 7 exons. The annotation marks the transcript as partial. Gene Ontology annotation, molecular function: enoyl-CoA hydratase activity. Gene Ontology annotation, biological process: fatty acid beta-oxidation. The record is from RefSeq and is a predicted model, not a curated record.